Closterium sp. Naga37s-1 is the source of this 1440-nucleotide messenger RNA. The record is from the annotation of a GenBank genome assembly. NCBI's taxonomy places the organism in Eukaryota, Viridiplantae, Streptophyta, Zygnematophyceae, Desmidiales, Closteriaceae.
AUGAUUCUCAGAUCAUGGUACGGUUCACACCCUGGGGAGAGGAUCGGCGAGGGCCGCCGACCGAGAGGAGUCGCACCACCAGAGUUCGCCAUUGAGGGUGAGAGGUUGGAGGAGGACGAGGAGGAGGAGGAGGAGGAGGAGGGGGUGGAGGCAGACGUAGCUGGUGGAGAGGAUGUUGUUGUUGGUAGUGGCAGUGGCGCCAUGGCUGGACGACUGGCUGUUGGGAAGAAUCUCUUAGCAAAACGAAUUCUGCCCCUCUCCUUGUCUUUCUUUUCUGCUGGUUCGUUCUCUCACGCACCACCCCGCCCUCUGUCCCGUCCCCCCUCUUUCUUCCCCACCCCCCCCCACCCCUCUCUUUCCCUUUCUGCAACCUUCUUUUCCUGUCUUUUGUUCCUCCCACAUCUCGCCCCCCUGACUCCCCCCAUUCGUGUUCCCCCCUCACUGCACCCUGUCUCGCCCACUGCAGGGCACACCUUCUGUCGCUCCUGUCUCGUGCGUGUGCUGGAUCAUGGCAACAAGUGCCCCGUGUGCCGCACUGUUCUCUUUGUCAGUCCCAUGCAACACCCCGUCAGUGUGACCCUUCAGGCCAUCCUAGAGCGGCUGUUCCCAGAGGAGUAUGAGGAGAGGCGGCAGGAGGUGGAGGGGGAGAAAGUGGUGGGGCGAGAGGUCCUGCCUCUGUUCGUCAUGGAUUCUGUCCUGCCAGGCCAAAAGAUGGCGCUCAAUAUAUUCGAGCCCCGAUACCGCCUCAUGAUUCGUAGAAUCAUGGAGGGAGAUCACCGCAUGGGCAUGGUGGGUGUGGAUCGCCGCAGUGGCACCAUGCAGGACAUGGCAUGUGAAGUCAAGAUCUCAGAAUGUGACCCUUUACCCGAUGGCCGUUUCUACAUAGAGGUGGAGGGAGUGCGUCGCUUCAAGAUCAGCAGCAGCUGGGAGCAAGACGGCUAUCGAGUGGCUCAAGUGGAGUGGGUACAAGACGUCCUUCCAGAGGCAGGCUCUGAUGCAGCAAACAAGCUAUCAUUGCUAGCAGAGGAGGUGGCAGGGGUGGCAAGAGAGUGGGUGGCUCGAGUUCUCUCCACUGCUCGUGAAAAUCGGCGCAGCAGGCUAAUAGAGCAUGUGAGGAGUGCUGGAGACAUCCCCCCUGCCAGCCAGCCCGAACGCCUCAGCUUCUGGCUAGCAAACCUGCUUCCAAUCCGCCCGGAGGAGAAGGUGUCGUUCCUGCGAAUGACCGACCCGGGGCAGGUGAGCAAGGGAGGGAUGGCGGGGCAGGGAGGGGGUGGGUGCAGGGGAAGGGCGGACGGGAGGGAGCAGAUGGCGAGGGGGCUAAGGUAUGGGAGUGUGGAGGAAGAGGUGUCGUUCCUGGGAAUGACCGACCCGGAACAGGUGAGCAAGGGAGGGAUGGUGGGGGCAGCGGGGUGGGGAGGGCGUGCGCGGGGGAGCAGAUAG